UCCAAACAGUCAUCAGUGGUACAUUUGAGCUGUGUUUGGAAAACUUUCUUAUUUCUAAGGUGAAUAUAUAUCAUGAUGAGGCAGAAUAACUGGAACAACGAUUGGGCAGACGUAAUACCGCCUAAUUUAUCCGAGCCUGAUGCUUAUAAUAAUUUUUUCUAUCCGGACCUUUGUCACGUUUGCAAGGGAACAAAUGGUGGAAAUUUGAUAUUGUGCAACGAGUGCCUUUCGAUUUCUUACUGCAGCGUCGAACACAAACACCUGCAUCGAGAAGAUCACACGGAGUUCUGCGUAAAUAUGAAGAAAUUUUUACGAUUACGUAGCAAAUAUGAAAAGUAUUCUCCAAGUAGAGUCGAUUGGGUCAACUCAAGGAGGGACCUUCUGAGGAUAAUGAAGAAAGAGAUGCGACGCCUAUUAAUGCCAUGCGAAGAGGAGAUGAUUAUGUUUGCAAAAUCAUGUUACGUCUGUUUUCAGGAGUUUGAUCUCAAAGUAUGUAACAUAUGCUAUUCCGCCAGCUAUUGCGAACAACACGAGCAGCAAUUUCUAAUUAAGCAUAAUAAGCAUUGUCCGGAUUUAACGUUCUGCCUGAACCUAGAAAUGAGACUCGCGGGGAUAAAGUUUGACUAUGAUUUCUCUAUUUUCCCGGACGAUAUGAGACAUGUUGACGACAUGGAGAGUUUUGUGAAAAAUUAUUGUUGCUGGGUCAUGUUUCCUGAAUUCUGGACAAGUAAGGAAUAUUUCUACACCGACUUCGUGUCGACACCGUUAACAGUGUAUUAUGGGAUGAUCAAAGCAGAGAUAGACAUUCUAAACGGACAUACUCAAUGUUUUGUGUGUCACGUAAUAACAUCAAGCUACCUCGAGGCAGAUUACGCAGCGGCCUGGGAACUUCUUCUUCAUGGUUUACAUGAGAUAAAGGAGCUAACGGUCGUGUUAAUAGGACUAGAACCCAAGGCCGAAAAUAGCUGCUUCGAUCUUUGUCGCAAAUGCAAGGAGCACGGACGGUCGCUUAAGUUCGAAUUUAGUCGUAUGUUACACCACGAAUACAUAAACAAUCCAUUGAACAAGCGACCAAAUGUGAUCAUAAGAUUCGAUGUAGAUUUGCACGAUGAGGUGACAUUGAUCGAUGUAUUGUCGUCACUGAGAUGUCCAAAUUUUUUUAUAUCAACAUCGGAGUCUAUUGCGCAAGAGAUCAAAACUACGUUGAGGAAUCUUACUGAGGAAAGUUAUUGUCCUAUGUAUAGCAGGCGAAAUAACUUUCGGUCCUUUCAACCACGGAGAGACUUUAAGACUGGUACCAUAUAUUAUCGUAAUAAUUAUGUAACUAUUUAUGAGAGUUUUUCUUGCAAUACGUAGAAGCGUCUUGAAAGUUUCUAAACUAAUAGGAUUCUUUCUCAAAGGUUAUUUUGUACAAAAGCUAUCUUUUUACAAGGCUCAUUUUGAACGACUCCUAGAGCUCCCGCAUAUGAUUUGCAUACUACUUUAUUAAUAUUACUGU
Molecule: messenger RNA, 1498 nt
Organism: Harpegnathos saltator (Jerdon's jumping ant)
Lineage: Eukaryota; Metazoa; Arthropoda; Insecta; Hymenoptera; Formicidae
Exons: 2
Coding region: 73-1356 (427 amino acids)
Source: RefSeq, a predicted model, not a curated record